Molecule: messenger RNA, 2148 nt
Organism: Arabidopsis arenosa
Lineage: Eukaryota; Viridiplantae; Streptophyta; Magnoliopsida; Brassicales; Brassicaceae
Source: the annotation of a GenBank genome assembly
CGUCUUCCCUCGAGACCGGCGGCGAAUUCCUUUUGAAGAUCUCCUAAAGAUUCACAUUUCGCAUUAUCUCGUUUCCCCCAUUUUCAAGUUCCGAUAAAUGCAACAAUGAACCAAAUCGAAGAAGAAGAUGGAGAUCCAAACCCUAAUCUACCGGAACGUCUCUUCGCCGUCGAUUGCUAUCCGGAUAAAGCCCGUCUUAAUAUAUAUUCAAGACCCGAGUAUCUUGGUACACUUGCUAAACUUCUCCAAGGCUCUGAAGAAUUGGAACGAAUUAAAAGUUCUCAAUUUGGGAAAUUGUUCGAAUUCCCUGUUGCUCGUUGCUCACAUUCAGAAGAUGAGAUAAAGAAGCACCAGGAUCAGUACUUGUCUGUGUGGAAUAGGCUUUUUGGAAAGAAAAGCAUGGUAACGGUUGGAGAUGUGUUGGAUAUGUUGUUACAAAAUGAUAAAGUCAUAGAGAAGAGAAAGCAAUUUUCUUCUUGGAAAAAGCUUUGUUUAGCUCUUAUUGUAAUUGUGGAUGGUGUUGUUGUAUGCAAUGACCAAAGCUUUAUCAGUCCAGAUUUUGUGGAGAUGUUGAAUGAUAUCGACUUCUUUUUGGAUUACCCGUGGGGGAGAAAAGCUUUUAUCGCAACCAUUUUUCGUUUCGGGCCACCUAAGGAUGCACCUAAUCCGAUAGGGAAACUUAAGAAACGUUUGAAACAGAAGACGAGCGCGUGUUACGGGUUUCCUCUAGCUCUUCAGCUACAAGCUUUUCAAUCUAUUCCGGUGAUAUUGGAGAGGAUAAAAGAUCCAACGGAUCUUCGGAACUUCAGUGAGAGGUCAUCUGAGGGGUUGUCAACAGCGUUUCUGCUUCGUGAGAGUUACAUUCUUGACGCUGAGGUUGAUGACAAGCUUGUGGUUGCACACACAUUGGAACCUAAGGGAACGAUUAACGAAUCUGAGUUGGUUUGGGAAACAGAGGUUUCUGAUCCCAAGGUGGAUUACAUUUUGAAAUUGAUCAACGAGGGACAUUGUUUUAAACCAUUUGAAUGGCCACACUUGAAAGCAGCAAAUCAAGAGGUCAAUAUUCCAGACAAUGAUGGUGAUAGCCCUGAAGAUGUCACAGAGGUUUAUCAAGCAAGGCACAAAAAGCCUCUGACUAGGUCUUCUAAGAAGGAGAAGGAAGUUGUCAAGCCUCCUACCAUCCACAAACAUACUUCUCAGAAGAAACCAACGGCUAAAGUUCCUGUUGGCGGAGAAAGUAACGACCCGGGGUACAUCACGCUUGCUCAUUUGAAUGACAUGAAGGAGUGGAUACUGAAACAGAAUGAAGACCUCAGAAACAAGAUUAGGGAGGAUGUUAAAGAAAUUGUUGGUCCCAAAUCACCCGCAGGAGGAGCAUCUAAUCUGCGCCGAUCAAGCAGGCUUAACACCAACCAUAAGGGAAAGACUGAUGCAUCACCCUCUAAGAAAACCGGCAACAAAGAAACGCGAAAACGAAAAAGAAAACAGGUAGAGGUUCACUCCUUAUCAACUGGAAGCGAGUCAGCCGGUGACAUUGAAGAUGAAGAGGAUGUUCAGAGUACAUGGAAAGAGGACGGAAAUGCGCAAAGCCGGGGUACAUUUGAUAAGUGCGAUGAUUGUGGAGAUGCUCUAAAAAUCACUCAGGAAGGUGAUUUGAUGCAAGAAGAAAGCGACUUUGAUCACUGUUCUUCAAAUUGUACAAAGACGAAAGAAUCAAUGAUGAGAGAGAUAGAGAAUCUUGAACUGAAGCUUCAAUUGUAUGGAGGACAUGGUCUGAAUAAUUUAACCUACGACGAGCUUCUUCAUUUUGAGCAUCAACUCGAAUCUUCUCUCCAUAUUGCUCGAGCUCAUAAGCGGGAGCAGCAGCAACAACAAACAGACAAGCUUAAGGAAAAUCUCAUGUUGUGUCAAAGGCAAGAAGAUGAUGACAUCAUGCACCGGCAAGUGAAGAAGGAGAACCCACCGGCGUUCUUCAGCUCCUCGCGCCGCCACAACCAGCCCCAAGACUAGGACAACAAUUUCUCUCUAUCUAGCUAAAUAUCUAAUAACACUUAAGCAGAUCGACCCGGUUUGGUUCAGCCUACCAGACAGUUAAUUUAUUACCGGUUAUUUUCUUUGCUGACUUUCUAAUGAACAUAUUGACCCGGU